AUGUCGCGCCAACCCCAGGAAGCCAGUCAAUAUUUGUUUCUCACCGCCUUCAUACAAGACUGCGGACCAUUUCGCAUGGAUGCCACGGUGUUGGAACUGGCCAACUCCGAUAUCCAAGUGUUUCUGUCCGAUUGCGGCAUGAUUAUCAGCUGUGCACCGAAAAUGUUCAUGAAUUACAUCCAGAAAUGGGACGUCAUCACAAUUGCCAGACAAGACGAUUCAGAUGCCAGCACAUCCAGUUCCGCUGGAAACCAAACAGGAAUCGCAGUGAUCGUCAAACAAGAGUUGGAGACGACGCAACAGCCCCCUUAUUCUGAUAGAACUUGUCUCGAAAGGAAUUUCGGUGCCUAUUCGUGA
Messenger RNA from Dicrocoelium dendriticum, 357 nucleotides. The record is from the annotation of a GenBank genome assembly. NCBI's taxonomy places the organism in Eukaryota, Metazoa, Platyhelminthes, Trematoda, Plagiorchiida, Dicrocoeliidae.